Molecule: messenger RNA, 1341 nt
Organism: Oppia nitens
Lineage: Eukaryota; Metazoa; Arthropoda; Arachnida; Sarcoptiformes; Oppiidae
Exons: 5
Coding region: 1-1341 (446 amino acids)
Biological process (GO): transmembrane transport
Source: RefSeq, a predicted model, not a curated record
AUGUUUCUCAAGUUUGCCAUCACUUACUAUCAGUAUUCACCGCAUCGACUGACGGCACCCGAAGCCGGACACAUGUAUACUAUUGCAACAGUGGUCUUCUCGGUUGGCGAAGUAGUGAACAUUGUGUUAGCCAUGUAUUUGUCGAUCAAUGCCGUAGGCAUAUUGUUUGCAUACUUUCCCGUAAUUAUGGUGGAUAUGAAAUACAUUUUGGAUACCGAUAUCAAAUUGAUAUCAUUGCAGACAACGUUUGAAACUAUUGGCAAUACUGUGGGAACAUUUGUUGGACUAACUUACAAAUGGUUAAACCGGCAGAUAGUGAUGGCCAUUGCCUUUAUUAUGAUGUCUGUCCUAUACGCGUGCACACCAUUACUGACCAGUUUAUGGCAACUAUACGUAAUUGCCUUCUUGUUCGGUGUCGGCUCGACUGUCAACAUCAGCGCCUAUAUUGUCUGGACUAUUGAACUCUGGCAACAUCGUAGUGCACCGGUAUUACAGUUUAACGCAUUGGGCUUUGGUCUGGGUACCUUUAUUGGCACAACCGUUAUGUCAAUGUAUACGACCGGCAACAUUGAACCGGGAAAACCACUGGUGCCGGUUGAUGUCAGACAAGACAGGCUAACGGUGCCAUCAAUUGUACUGUGCUCUGUACUAACAAUAGUUCCCAUUGUAUCGCUUGUUGUUUAUAUUAUUAAGCCAUACAAAAUACCAGAAAAUAGUAGUGUUAGUAAUAAUUUCUCUGAUAAUAACAAUACAGUUGAUAGUAAUCUUAUGGAAAUGGAUGAAAAUCAUAGUCGACAACAACAACAACAUAACCAACAAACAACUGAUUUGAAACUGUUUGACGACCCGCGCAGUCCGCGUAUAUUAAUGCGCGUAUUGUUUACCCUAUGGUUUGGCGCUUAUAUACUAAUGGAGACAAUGUUUCUCAAGUUUGCCGUCACUUACUAUCAGUAUUCACCGCAUCGACUGACGGCACCCGAAGCCGGACACAUGUAUAGUAUUGCAACAGUGGUCUACUCGGUUGGCGAAGUAGUGAACAUUGUGUUAGCCAUGUAUUUGUCGAUCAAUACCGUAGUCUGUAUACACUAUACACUAGUGGUUGUAGGUAUAGUAUUGUUAAUUGUUGGCCACUGGUAUCUAACAGUGCUAUGGGUGGCCAGUUGUGUACUGAUGGCCGGUUGUGCGCCACUUUUUCCAUUAUCAGUUUCGUUUACGAGUCAAUACCUAACUUUUAGUAAUACAAUGAGUAAUGUUUUCCAAUUUAGUAGGGGUUUACUACUAUUGAUUACACCCUAUAUUAUCGGUGAGUUUAUCGAUGGCUAUCCCUUUAUAUUUUUCUGA